Molecule: messenger RNA, 2016 nt
Organism: Chaetomium fimeti
Lineage: Eukaryota; Fungi; Ascomycota; Sordariomycetes; Sordariales; Chaetomiaceae
Product: serine hydroxymethyltransferase
Exons: 4
Coding region: 184-1629 (481 amino acids)
Biological process (GO): folic acid metabolic process; L-serine catabolic process; tetrahydrofolate interconversion
Cellular component (GO): cytoplasm
Molecular function (GO): pyridoxal phosphate binding; zinc ion binding; glycine hydroxymethyltransferase activity
Source: RefSeq, a predicted model, not a curated record
AUGCCCCUCCAUCCCGUUCCCCCACAAAAUAGCUUGCUACCCCCGAAGCUGGAACUCUCGGUCUCUCGAGAAUUCUCCAUCUCUCCCAGCUUUCUAUCUUCACCACCUUGACACCUUAACACCUUGAUCCCCUCUCCCCCCAAUUCCCUACCAACCAACCAAUCCCACCCAAAAUCAAUCGCAAUGGCUGCCACCUAUGCGCUCCCGGAGUCGCACAAGCAGAUGCUUGAGAAGUCACUGCUUGACUCUGACCCGGAGGUCGCCGAGAUCAUGAAACAUGAGAUCCAGCGUCAACGCGAGUCCAUCAUCCUCAUCGCCUCCGAAAAUGUCACGUCUCGUGCUGUCUUCGAUGCCCUCGGCUCCCCCAUGUCCAACAAGUACUCUGAGGGCUACCCCGGCGCUCGGUACUAUGGUGGCAACCAGCACAUCGACCAGAUCGAGCUUCUCUGCCAGAAGCGUGCCCUCGAGGCCUUCAAUGUCGAUGGUGCCAAGUGGGGUGUUAACGUCCAGUGCCUGAGUGGCAGCCCUGCCAACCUCCAGGUCUACCAGGCUAUCAUGCCUCCCCACGGCAGGUUGAUGGGUCUGGAUCUCCCCCACGGUGGUCAUCUUAGCCACGGUUACCAGACUCCCCAGCGGAAGAUCUCUGCCGUCUCCACCUACUUCGAGACCAUGCCCUACCGUGUCGACCUUGAGACCGGCAUCAUCGACUACGACACCCUCGAGAAGAACGCCCAGCUCUUCCGCCCCAAGAUUCUCGUUGCCGGUACCUCGGCCUACUGCCGUCUCAUUGACUACCAGCGCAUGCGCAAGAUCGCCGACUCGGUUGGCGCCUACCUGGUCGUCGACAUCGCCCACAUCUCCGGCCUUGUCUCCUCCGGCGUCAUCCCGUCGCCCUUCGAGUACGCCGAUGUCGUUACCACCACUACCCACAAGUCGCUCCGUGGCCCCCGCGGUGCCAUGAUCUUCUUCCGCAAGGGUGUCCGGUCAGUUGAUGCCAAGACCGGCAAGGAGACCCUCUAUGACCUGGAGGACAAGAUCAACUUCUCCGUCUUCCCUGGACAUCAGGGUGGCCCCCACAACCACACUAUCACGGCCCUUGCCGUUGCUCUCAAGCAGGCUGCGACCCCCGAGUUCAAAGAGUACCAGAGGAAGGUGGUCGCCAACGCCAAGGCCCUCGAGAACAAGUUCAAGGAGCUUGGCCACAAGCUCGUGUCGAACGGCACCGACUCGCACAUGGUCCUCGUCGACCUCCGCCCCCUGUCCCUCGACGGUGCCCGCGUGGAGGGUGUCCUCGAGCAGAUCAACAUCGCCUGCAACAAGAACAGCGUCCCCGGCGACAAGAGCGCUCUCACCCCCGGCGGUCUGCGUAUCGGCACCCCGGCCAUGACCAGCCGUGGCUUCGGCGAGGCCGACUUUGAGCGCGUCGCUACCUACAUCGACGCCAGCAUCAAGCUCUGCAAGGAGAUCCAGGCUGCCCUGCCCAAGGAGGCCAACAAGCUCAAGGACUUCCGGUUCAAGAUCGCCAGCGGCGAGGUUGCCCGCAUCAACGAGCUCAAGAAGGAGAUCUCGGACUGGUGCCACACCUUCCCCCUCCCCGUCGAGGGCUGGAGGAUGGAUGCCGGCAUCUAAGCCGAUUACAACCACAGUCUGCGCUGCGGCGGCGGUGGUGUUACGGUACAUCCGGCGCCACCCCGACGCACAGUGUUCAACAACAGAUAGGCGGACCCAAGCGGCCGUCUUGUUUUCUUGUCUUUUCCGGGUCUGCAUCUAGAAACAGGGGUGCACAGGACGGCGAUCUCAACGAGUCAUGGGUGCAUGGGAGGGGAACGGAAAUCGGAAAAUCACUCAUCCUGCAAAUCAUUUCAUCAGGCGUUUGCAUCAUGGGUGUCUUGGUCAUCAACUUACCAGGUUCGGUACCGGGAGGGAGUCUGGUUUAUACCUUGGUUUUAGCUUAUUUAGGAGGCUGCUUCAACGCGGAUGAUUAUACCCGAUCUGAUAUGCAACAACUGCGGAGUC